ACCUCCAAAUUCAAAUUCACUCCCAAAUUAUUCUCCAAAUCUGAAUUUCAAUUUCAAUUUCAACUUCACAAUGCCUUCUUCAUCCACUGCCAUUCUCUCAAACUCCACUGUCUUCCCCGAUCGGAAAUCCGCCGUUAAAAAACUCAAGCUCUCUGUCUCCGACCUUCCCAUGCUCUCUUGUCACUACAUACAGAAAGGCGUUCUUCUAACCUCUCCUCCCUCCUCCUUCUCCGACCUUAUUUUCUCUCUCAAACGCUCUCUCUCCGCCGCUCUCUCUCACUUUCCUGCCCUCGCCGGCCGCCUCACCACCGACCACGACGGCGCUAUUUACCUCGUCUGUAAUGACGCCGGUGUCAAUUUCAUCGAGGCUAAGGCCAAACACCUGUCGCUCGACUCACUUCUUUCUCCUCUUGAUGUUCCGAUUUGCUUCAGGGCAUUCUUCGCCUUCGAUCGGACUUUGAGUUAUUUAGGCCAUAAUAAGCCUUUGGCCGCGGUGCAAGUCACUGAGCUCGCCGAUGGCGUCUUCAUUGGAUGCACCGUCAACCACUCCGUCGCCGACGGCACUUCGUUCUGGCAUUUUUUCAAUACAUUUGCAGAGAUUAAUUUAGGAAAGGGGAAAAUCUCUAGGUCGCCGGAUUUUAGCCGGGACACGGCGUUUAACUCGCCGGCAGUCUUGAAAUUUCCACCCGGUGGUCCGACGGAGACAUUCGCCGGAAAUUCACGGCUGCGGGAGAGAAUUUUUCAUUUUAGCAGAGAAGCAAUUUUGAGGCUGAAAUUCAGAGCGAAUGGAGUUAGUUUCCCAUGGAAACGAAUGGAUAACGGAAAUUGCGACGCCGUCGAGAAUUUCGGGAAGCAAUCGAAUGACGGUUGGAAAAUCGUUAACGGAAAGCAGAACGGCAACGUUUCAGAUGGGAAAUUGGAAAUUUCCUCUUUCCAAUCCCUCAGUGCGCAGUUAUGGCGUUCGGUGACGAGGGCAAGGAAACUGAACCCAACGAAAACGACGACGUUUCGAAUGGCCGUGAACUGCCGCCACCGCCUGCAGCCGCCGAUGCCGUCGCUUUACUUCGGAAACGCAAUACAGAGCAUCCCAACCGUCGCUUUGGUCGGCGAGCUUCUUUCCAAAGACUUAGGCUGGUGCGGCGCUUUGCUCCACCGGAACGUGGCGGCGCACAACGACGCGAGGGUGCGUCGUGGCAUCGCCGAUUGGGAGAAAGAGCCGCGAUUGUUUCCGCUCGGCAACUCCGAUGGCGCGUCGAUGACGAUGGGAAGCUCGCCGAGAUUUCCGAUGUACAACAAUGAUUUUGGAUGGGGCAAGCCGGUGGCGGUUCGAAGCGGCGGUGCGAAUAAGUUUGACGGUAAGAUCUCGGCAUUUCCUGGUCGGGAAGGGAAUGGAAGUGUGGAUUUGGAGGUGGUUUUGGCGCCGGAAACAAUGGCAGGUCUUGAAAUUGACCCAGAGUUUAUGCAAUAUGUAUCGGCUACUGUGUGAGUGUUUUAAGCCAGUGCGCUCAGUUUUUUUUAGUAGAACAAUGGUCAGUCUCGGAUUGAACGAAGAAAAAUCAUAACAAUUAUGAUUGAAUUAUUUUGAUGGUAGUACUUUUAAGAUAAACCGUUACACUUUUAUUGAUUUUCGUGGCUACAAUCCACGUGGUGACAAA
Benincasa hispida (wax gourd) is the source of this 1655-nucleotide messenger RNA. Its product is annotated as BAHD acyltransferase DCR-like. Lineage: Eukaryota; Viridiplantae; Streptophyta; Magnoliopsida; Cucurbitales; Cucurbitaceae. The record is from RefSeq and is a predicted model, not a curated record.